Messenger RNA from Neomonachus schauinslandi (Hawaiian monk seal), 1269 nucleotides. RefSeq names its product ring finger protein 187 (gene RNF187). The record is from RefSeq and is a predicted model, not a curated record. The coding region runs from base 1 to 969 and encodes 322 amino acids. The transcript is spliced from 5 exons. NCBI's taxonomy places the organism in Eukaryota, Metazoa, Chordata, Mammalia, Carnivora, Phocidae.
AUGCUGGGCUUGACGCCCCUUCCUGACCAUUACUCCACAGAACGGUGCGAGGAUGUGGGCCGGCCGGCGGACGGCAGUGUGCAGGGCACCGCUGCCAGGACCUUUCGAGGCGAGCUUCCCGGCCAGGACCCGGGAAGGGUGGCGCGUGCGCACCCCUGCCAGGACCUUGUGUGGGGAGCGCCGCUGCCAGGAUCCAAGAGCGUGAAGCACACCUCUGCCAGGACCCUGCGUGGAGCGCACCGCUGCCAGGACCCUGCGUGGGGCGCCCCGCCGUCCCCGCCCCGCGCGUCCCCGUCGCCAUCCUUGUCCCCGGCCUCGGCUCUCCGGCCGUCCCCGCUGUCCUCCGCGUCUCGCGCCCGCCUCGCCCGCACGCCCUGGUCACCGUCCCUGCGCCGCGUCCUCGGCCUCGCCCGCCCUCCGGCCGCGCCCUCCCCGAGGGCCCCCGCCGCCGCCGCCCUGGCGCUCCCCGCGGGCCCCGCCGAGGCCGCCUGCGCCCUGUGCCAGCGCGCGCCCCGAGAGCCGGUGCGCGCCGACUGCGGCCACCGCUUCUGCCGGGCGUGCGUGGUGCGCUUCUGGGCCGAGGAGGACGGGCCCUUCCCGUGCCCCGAGUGCGCCGACGACUGCUGGCAGCUAACCAGCGUGUCUUCCCAGGAGAACAAGGGGUCUGUGGAGAUUAUGAGAAAAGACCUGAACGAUGCCCGGGAUCUGCACGGCCAGGCCGAGUCCGCUGCGGCAGUGUGGAAGGGACACGUGAUGGACCGCAGGAAGAAAGCCCUGACCGACUACAAGAAGCUCAGGGCGUUCUUUGCCGAGGAGGAGGAGCGUUUUCUGCAGGAGGCGGAUAAAGAGGAGGGGUCCCCGGAGGAUGAGGACGCUGACCCGGCUGAGCGCUUUGGGUCCCUGCUGCAGGCUGUGUCAGAGCUGGAGAGGAGGCACCGCAAUCUGGGCCUCAGCAUGCUGCUCCAGUGAUGUCCUGCCCCCUGAGCCGGUUCCAGGCCCAAGAAGCUCCAUCCACCCUGGCCUGGCCCCCAGCAGCUCCUCCAUGGCCGCCUUCUGGACACACAGCAUCCUUCAGCCAUGAGGGUGUGCACCUAGGUGCACACGCAGGACGCAUGCCACAGGUGCCCACCUUGGGUUGCUCGAGACAGUGUCCCUGUUCCCUUAUCCUCUGGGUGUGGAUGUUCCCCAGGCUGUACACGUUUCACCAUAGAGACCUGCAGCAGGGGUAUCAACCCCAGGGUAUCACGACUCUUCAUAAAGCUCUUGUCG